Molecule: messenger RNA, 852 nt
Organism: Scomber japonicus (chub mackerel)
Lineage: Eukaryota; Metazoa; Chordata; Actinopteri; Scombriformes; Scombridae
Product: H-2 class II histocompatibility antigen, A-F beta chain-like
Exons: 7
Coding region: 34-780 (248 amino acids)
Biological process (GO): peptide antigen assembly with MHC class II protein complex; antigen processing and presentation of exogenous peptide antigen via MHC class II; immune response
Cellular component (GO): membrane; MHC class II protein complex
Molecular function (GO): MHC class II protein complex binding
Source: RefSeq, a predicted model, not a curated record
CUGUGUCAGUGUUUGUCAAGAGAACAGAGGAACAUGGCUUCAUCCUUUCUGAGCUUCUCCCUCCUCUUCAUCACUGUCUACACAGCAGAUGGAUUUAUGAAUUCCAGAGUGGGACGCUGUCAGUUUAACUCCACUGAGCUGAAGGACAUCAGGUACAUUGAUUCUUAUAUUUAUAACAGGUUGGAGUACCUCAGGUUUGACAGCAGUGUGGGGAGGUUUGUUGGAUUCACUGAGUUGGGAGUGGAGAAUGCAGAGAAGUUAAACAAAGGUUCAGAGUUGACCAGGAUGAAAGCUCAGAGGGAGGCAGUCUGCCUGCCGUACGCAGGGCUCUGGUUCAACUAUUUUCUGACUAAAUCAGUGAAGCCCUACGUGGUCCUGCACUCAGUGACUCCCUCUGCUGGUAAUCAUCCCUCCAUGUUGGUCUGCAGCGUCUACAGCUUCUACCCCAAACAGAUCAUAGUGAAAUGGGUUAGAGACGGACAGGAAGUCACCUCUGAUGUCACUUCCACUGACAAGAUGGCAGACGCUGAUUGGCACUACCAGAUCCACUCACACCUGGAGUACACACCCAAGUCUGGAGAGAAGAUCUCCUGCAAGGUGGAACACGCCAGCCUGAGUGAGCCUCUGUACACUGACUGGGAUCCGUCCCUGCCUGAGUCAGAGAGAAACAAGAUCGCCAUCGGAGCGUCAGGACUGAUCCUGGGUCUGAUCUUAUCUCUGGCUGGAUUCAUCUACUACAAGAGGAAGUCCAGAGGACGGAUUCUGGUCCCCUCUAACUGAUCCUGGUCCUGGUCCUGGUCCUGGUCCUGGUCCUGGUCCUGGUCCUGGUCCUGGUCCUGGUCCUGGUCCAGA